Messenger RNA from Hevea brasiliensis (rubber tree), 1446 nucleotides. RefSeq names its product agamous-like MADS-box protein FUL-L. Gene Ontology annotation, biological process: positive regulation of transcription by RNA polymerase II. The record is from RefSeq and is a predicted model, not a curated record. Gene Ontology annotation, cellular component: nucleus. The transcript has 8 exons. Bases 493 to 1296 code for a protein of 267 amino acids. Lineage: Eukaryota; Viridiplantae; Streptophyta; Magnoliopsida; Malpighiales; Euphorbiaceae. Gene Ontology annotation, molecular function: DNA-binding transcription factor activity, RNA polymerase II-specific; RNA polymerase II cis-regulatory region sequence-specific DNA binding; protein dimerization activity.
CGGAGUCCCACUACACAGCCCUGACACGACUAGAUCAUGCACGGACACCCCUUCUCUACUUUAAGCCUGUGGCUCUAAAACGAGACUCUAACCAACUUCCCAGUCUCUCCUCCAAUCCCACAUCGACAGAACAUCCCUUUGAAAACCACUCCUGUUUUCCAAACCACUCACAGCAAACCCCAUUUCUUCAUUUCCCCAAAUAAUAAUUAAAAAAUAAAUAUACACUCUCCUUUCCUAUUCCUUUCUUUUCCCAUAUAUACACCACUCCACACCUUUGCUUCAUACAAUAACAAGAAAACCUCACAAACACAAAAAUAGAAACUUUCCCAUAAUACCUUAUCAUAAUUCUUUUUUCAUUUCUAUGCUUCCUCUUCUUGCAAUGAACCUCCAAAUUUGGCUAUGUAGGGUUCCUUGAAUAUAUUUUCUUUUCUUUUCUUUUCUUUUCUUUUCUUUGUUGCUUAAUUUUGCUUUAAUUCAAGAAACGAGUGAGAAAUGGGGAGAGGUAGGGUUCAGCUCAAGCGGAUCGAGAACAAGAUUAGCAGGCAAGUGACUUUUUCGAAGAGAAGGACUGGUCUCCUAAAGAAAGCUCAUGAGAUCUCAGUUCUUUGUGAUGCUGAAGUUGCUUUGAUUGUUUUCUCAACCAAAGGGAAGCUCUUUGAGUACUCUACUGAUUCAAGCAUGGAAAGGAUCCUGGAAAGAUAUGAAAGAUGCUCAUUUACAGAACGACAAGUUGCUAAUGACUCUGAACAGCAGGGAAAUUGGUCUUUGGAAUGCCCUAAGCUCAUGACUAGGAUUGAGAUCUUGGAAAGAAGCCUAAGGAACCUUGCAGGAGAAGAUUUGGAUCCCAUGAGUCUAAGAGAACUCCAACACCUGGAGCAACAGAUUGAUAAUGGUCUUAAGCGCGUUCGCGCAAGAAAGAAUCAACUCUACAAUCAAUCCAUUUCAGAGCUGCAGAAGAAGGAAAGAGCAUUGCAUGAGCAAAACAACAUGUUGAGCAAAAAGGUCAAGGAAAAUGAGAAGACAAUGGCUGAGCAAGCAAACUGGGAGCAACAAAAUCUUGGCCAGAAUCAAACCUCCUUCAUGCCACCGCCUCCACCACCACCAAUGCAAUCACUUCCAUCUCUAACUAUUGGUAUUCGGCUAGGGCUAACAUUAAUUUUCUUGAUGAUGUGCUACACUGCCAGUGGCACUCUCCAGACUAGAGAAUUCAUGAACGAAGAUGAGGAGGCUAUAGCUCAGAUUCAGCCCAAUACAAUUCAGAUACCACCUUGGAUGCUUCGUCAUGUCAAUGAAUAGAAAGUUAAUAUAAAGACCUGAGAAAGUAUGAUUAAGUAUUUAAAUGGAAUACUGUAUCACUUCAUUUUGCUGCCAUUGAUGUAGUAAGAAAAACUGUGGAGAUGAACUAGAAUAAUGUAGUUAAUAUGUGAACUAUAUAUUUCAAGUCUA